AUGGAGGGCUUUGUCUACCCACCAUUCAGCACCUACCAGAGCUUUAGGGACCAGACCUUUAGGGGUGGCAUGACACCAGGCCGUGGCGGGGACCCAGUGCUGAAGCAGCCCAGCUGGAAGCAGAGCAAGAGCAGUGGGCUCGGUCCCUUCCUUGGGGGGCCCCCCACCCCGCUGACCUCUGAAUACCUGGACAGCUACCGCCGGGCCCACCUGAAGGCCCUGCUGUCGCAGGUGAGCCCAGGACUGACCCCACGGCUUCGCCGAGCCAACACCAGGGAGGUCGGGGUGCAGGUGAACCCCCGGGCCGAUGCUGCUGUGCAGUGCUCGCUUGGUCCUCGCACACUGCCCACCGGCUGCCCUCUCAGCCCUGUUGGCUUCUGUGCCCGUGGGCGCAUGGCCCUCUACUCACCUGUGCUGGACCGCCGCCUCUUCACGCUGCCUGAAGCUGCGGGGUCCCAUGAGAAGGAUGAGGUGGCUGUGGCCACCCCUGAGGAGCAGAAGGCAGAAGAUGGUGGUGGGGAGCAGCAGGAUGAUCAGGCAGCAGCCAUUCCGCCGACCGAGGGGCAGUCGAAGGCGUCACGGGAAGAAGCUGCAGCCCCUGGCCGCCGGGCAGCCUUCCAGUUCUUGGAGCAGAAGUACGGCUAUUUCCACUGUAAAGACUGCAAGACCAGAUGGGAGAGUGCUUAUGUGUGGUGCAUUUCUGGAAGUAACAAGGUGUACUUCAAACAGUUCUGUCGCAAAUGCCAGAAGGGCUUCAAUCCCUAUCGUGUGGAAGCAAUCCAGUGCCAGACCUGUUCGAAGACUCGUUGCUCCUGCCCUCAGAAGAAAAGGCACAUUGAUCUCAAGAGACCUCAUCGCCAAGAACUUUGUGGCCGCUGCAGAGGCAAGAGGCUGUCCUGUGAUAACACUUACAGCUUCAAAUACAUUGUCUGA
Cygnus atratus (black swan) is the source of this 933-nucleotide messenger RNA. RefSeq names its product zygote arrest 1 like (gene ZAR1L). Bases 1 to 933 code for a protein of 310 amino acids. The record is from RefSeq and is a predicted model, not a curated record. Gene Ontology annotation, biological process: translation. The transcript has 4 exons. Lineage: Eukaryota; Metazoa; Chordata; Aves; Anseriformes; Anatidae. Gene Ontology annotation, molecular function: mRNA base-pairing post-transcriptional repressor activity. Gene Ontology annotation, cellular component: cytoplasm.